Messenger RNA from Uloborus diversus, 2014 nucleotides. Its product is annotated as succinate--CoA ligase [ADP/GDP-forming] subunit alpha, mitochondrial-like. Gene Ontology annotation, biological process: tricarboxylic acid cycle. The record is from RefSeq and is a predicted model, not a curated record. Lineage: Eukaryota; Metazoa; Arthropoda; Arachnida; Araneae; Uloboridae. Gene Ontology annotation, cellular component: mitochondrion; succinate-CoA ligase complex (ADP-forming). Gene Ontology annotation, molecular function: succinate-CoA ligase (ADP-forming) activity; succinate-CoA ligase (GDP-forming) activity.
UAACGCUAGCGAGGGUAGAAAGGGCGAAUAGCUCCGUGAAUGUUAAACCAGUAGGUCGGCUCAAUAGCCACUGAAUAAAUUGUCUUUUGUCAACAAGUAAAACGUGACUACCGACCAUGAGUAUGGCCUCGCGAACUUCUGCUGUUGCUUUUAAAUCAUUACUUUCUCGUUCAUAUACACGAAGCUGUUAUUCUCACACUCGGAAUCAUCUUAAUAUAAAUAAAGAAACUAAGGUCAUUUGUCAAGGUUUUACUGGAAAACAAGGAACUUUUCAUAGUAAGCAAGCUUUGGAAUAUGGAAGUAGAAUAGUCGGGGGUGUUUCUCCUGGAAAAGGUGGCUCAACACAUUUAGGAUUGCCUGUUUUUGAUUCUGUGAAAGAGGCUGUAGAAAAAACUGGUGCAAAUGCAACUAUGAUUUAUGUUCCUGCUGCUGCAGCUGCUAAUGCCAUAAUUGAAGCAAUGGAUGCAGAAAUUCCUUUGAUUGUUUGUAUAACUGAGGGUAUACCUUUAAAAGAUAUGGUCGAAGUCAGGCAUAAAUUGAUGUCGCAAAAUAAGUCUCGUCUUGUUGGUCCUAACUGCCCAGGCGUUAUUAAGCCUGGUGAAUGUAAAAUUGGCAUAAUGCCUGGCCAUAUUCAUCAUUUGGGUAAAAUUGGGAUUGUAUCACGAUCUGGUACUCUUACUUAUGAAGCUGUUCAUCAAACAACUCAAGCUGGACUAGGACAGUCUUUAUGUAUUGGUAUAGGUGGUGAUCCCUUUAGUGGCACAAAUUUUAUUGAUUGCUUAGAUAUCUUCUUAAAUGAUCCUGCCACUAAAGGUAUAAUAUUAAUUGGUGAAAUAGGAGGUGUUGAAGAGGAAAAAGCGGCUCAAUAUCUCAAAGAGAAUAAUUCAGGUUAUAACUCCAAACCAGUUGUCUCAUUUAUUGCUGGACUCACAGCACCUCCUGGAAGAAGGAUGGGACAUGCAGGUGCAAUAAUUUCUGGUGGUAAAGGUGGAGCAUCAGAAAAAAUUGAUGCAUUGAAAUCUGCUGGUGUUGUUGUAACAAAUUCACCUGCUCAAAUUGGUUCAACAAUACUGCAGGUAAUGCAACAGAAAGGACUUGCUUGACUAACAUUCCUGUUCAUAAUGGAGAAGUUUAAUCUAUUUUUGUACAAGGUCUUACAUCUAGUGGAUUACUUACCACACAGAUAACUUUUGUAUGCGUAUUUAUAUGUUUUAAAUCCUUCUCAUGGUUUAGAUAAUUUAUAUAAUUGGACACAUUUACAUUGAUUUUUGUUACAUUGAUUUUUGUACUGUAUUAAAUAAUGUUAAACAUUAUUUCAUUAAUUUUCUUAUUUAAUGAAUCUUGUAUUUUCUGGUAUUUACAAUUUAAUAAUUUCAUGUGAUAUUGAUUAGGUUUUGAAAAUCUUGCUAUUUAAAUACUGUUAUGGUAUUGUGCUUAAAAGUAUUUUUUUGAGAAUUUUAAAGUCUUUAUCAACUAGAUAUUUUACAAAAGUUAAGCUUUGAAGCAAAAUGUUUAAUUUUUUUGUGUGCUUCUAAAAUAUUUUAAGAAAAGUUAUUAGUCAAUAAAAAUAAAAAUUUACUUGUGAUUUGAUUGAACAUGUACAAAAAUGGAGCUUUUAAACUCUUAAAGUAGAAAUAUUCUUUAAGCAUCUAGUGUUUUUUUUUUUUUUUAAUUUUUUAAAAUUUAUUAUUUUUUUUUAAAGUUAAGCUUUAAAAAUGAUCUUCAUAAAAUUAAAUGAAGGGAAUUUUCUGAUUGUUUACCAGUUAGUAUUUUAAAAAUGUUUCUCAGUGAAACAGUGCAGCUAUUAAAAAAAACUGCUGUGAGUGGAUUUUGUUGCGUAGAGAAGCAAGAAACCUUUAUUUUAAAUUAGUACCUCAAACUUAGUCGUAAAGUAAAUACAUGAUGUGAAAAUAUGUACCAUUUAUUUACACACACAAAAUUGAUAUGGAAAAACAUGUUUGAGACUGAUAAACAGAAGUUUAAAUAUCUGUAAAAUAAUAUUUAAGUGCCUAAA